Molecule: messenger RNA, 570 nt
Organism: Grosmannia clavigera kw1407
Lineage: Eukaryota; Fungi; Ascomycota; Sordariomycetes; Ophiostomatales; Ophiostomataceae
Exons: 1
Coding region: 1-570 (189 amino acids)
Source: RefSeq, a predicted model, not a curated record
AUGACCAACACGCCAACGGCUGACAGCUUGCCUAUCGCUGCCGUCCGCCACGCUGUCACAAUCGGCUAUAUUGCGCGGCAGGCCCUGGCCCACACCGCUUGUCUGCAGGCCGCCACCGCCUCUGCCAACGUCGCCCGCUGGCUGCACGAUGCCGUCCUUGUCGUGAUCGGCUUCACGGCUUCCUAUCCGGUCUGUCCACCGUCGACGCUGGCCCGCCGCGCCAUCGACCCGACGCUCGAGGCGCUCGCCAUGUGUGGCGCGGGCAUAGGCCUAGGCCUGGGCCUGAGCCUGGAUGCUGAAGUGGCAGAGCUGCGGCGACUCGCUCGCGAAGCAGACGACAUCCUCGAUGGCUUCAGUGGACGGCGGACAGGGCUGGAGCGACCAGCUGAGGUGCCAGCGACACCGGCCAGCUGUCUGGCCGCCCCGGCAGCCGGUGAGCCGGACAGGUCCCUGGUGACCGAGCUGCAGGGGUCGGUUUAUAGCGAUCUGGAUCCAGUCGGCAACGCCGAGUUCUGGGCCGGCUUCAUGCAGCAGCUCGACACACCGGUCCAGAAUUGUGUGCCGGGUUAG